CGUGGCUCGCCGCGCCGGGCUGCAGGCUUGAGAGCCGCUCUGGAUGGGCUCGCUAGAGUCGUUGUUGUGGAAGCGGUGCAUUUACAGUGCAACAGUCAGCACAUUGAAAAUACCAAUAGGAAUACAAAACAAAGUCACAUUUACUGAUUUAAUUGUAUUGCAUUCAAUUGUAUCCAGGAAACAGCCUCCAACUAUGGAAGUGCACGGCGGCCGCCGGCUUGGGGUUCGGCCGCCCGCCGAGAAGCCCAGUCCGCCAGCGUGCUGACGGGCACGCCGCCCCUGUCGCCGGUGACCCCGGACACCGCCUCCUCCGCACCGUCCGCGCGCCGCCUGUGCGCCCAGUUGCCCCCGGGCCCCGGCCACGCUGCUCCCGGGAGGCAGCAGCUGGCCGGGGCCGGGGCUGGGGCCGGAGCCGGGCAUGGAUGGCCGCGACUUUGCACCGCCGCCGCAUCUCCUGUCGGAGCGUGGGAGCCUGGGCCACCGCGGCUCUGCAGCCGCGCGCCUCGCCCCAGCCGGUCCCACCGCGCAGCCUUCCGCGCACUUCCAACCGGGGAAAUAUUUCCCGUCGCCGCUGCCCAUGGCUUCGCACACAGCCAGCAGCCGCCUGAUGGGAAAUUCUCCAGCAUCCUCUUUUAUGGGCAGCUUCCUCACCAGCAGCCUGGGCUCUGCAGCUUCCACGCACCCUAGCGGCCCCACCUCCUCCCCGUCUGAGCAGGCCUACCGCAACUCUCACCCUGGCACCUCACAGAUCUGGUUUUCCCACUCUCAUGAAGCUCCUGCAUACCCCAGAUUUUCGGGGAGUCUGGCAUCUACUUUCUUACCCGUGAGCCACUUGGAUCACCAUGGAAACAGUAAUGUUCUCUGCGGGCAGCAUCGUUUCUAUGGAACCCAAAAAGAUAACUUCUACCUGCGCAACCUGCCUCCCCAGCCCACACUCCUGCCUGCCAAUCACAACUUCCCUGGUGUGGCCCGGGGUGCACCUGCUCACCCCACUGGCGCCUGCAGCCGGGACCGGGGUGAGACCGUCCCCUCUCACAAAGGUCCCAAGGAGUUUGAUGGCUUCCUCAUGGGCAAAGAAAUGGGCAAAGAGAAGGCCAGCAAGGUGACAGAGGGCCGAGAGCGAGCGGCAGCAGAGGAAGACGGCAGCAAGGAGCGGCACAAGCUGGUAACCGUGCCAGCCGACGGGCCCUGCAAAGAGGGCGGCCCAGGGCCCCGGGGCUCCUGCGAGGGCCGCCCCAGACACCCCACCUCUUGCCUCCUCAACGCCAAGGUGCUCAAUGGUGACCUGGGCAAGGCUCCGCUGGCCAGCUGCACAGGGGGUGUGCUGGGCCGGCCCGGCGCCAGUGUGGCAGCUUCCGGACGCUGUGCCAGGGAGCCAGCAGGCCACGCAGAGCCUGGGGCAGCCUUCAGCGAGUGCCUGGAGCGGCGGCAGAUGCUACACCAUGCGGUGUCCUAUACGGUGCCCUCCGGCUUGCCCACUGGCCCUCCCCCGCCCCUCAGCACAGCCUCUGGGUCCUUCCCCUGUCUGCAGCUGCACACGGGCCCAGAUGGGCUCUGCCCACUGCAAGACAAGGUCCCUCGAGACCUCAAGGCCAGCAGGCCCACCUUCGUGCCUUCUGUGGGACACCUGGCUGACAAGAGCCGGCCCUUCCAGGCAGCCGAGGCCUGUGCUAUGGCAGGGGAGGGCAAGGACCGACACCAAGAUGGGGCCAUGGGCCCUGAUCAUGUCGCGCCCUAUGGAGUCUCCUAUGCCCACAUGAAGGCCGAGGGCAAGGUUGAGCGACGGCCUGGGGGCUUUGAGGCAGCCCUCAACUCCCGACUAAAGGGGCUGGAGUAUCUCAACACUGGCCCCGAGGCCCCCUUUCCUGGACUCCCCAAAGCCAGUCUGGACAAAGGUGGCUACUUUGAGUUGCCUGCCCCUUCGCAGGACUGUGCUCGGCCCCCCCACCAGGACUCACUCGGUGGGAAGGCCACCCAGGCCUGCUGCACUUUAGACAAAGCUGUCAGCAAGGAGGCUCCCCCCAGUGCCCCUGGGGCCCAGAAAGUGGCUCGGAUCAGGCAUCAGCAGCACUUGGUGCCUCCCGAAGUCGAACCAGGAGGCAGUGGAGCUGAGGCCAAGCGCAAGUCCCUGGAGCUGGCAUCUUUGGGAUAUGGUGGACCCCACCUGCCACCCUGGAGCAUCCAGGCAGGGCAGGCCACCACCAUGGCCAUCAGCGAGGAGCGCAAAGGCAGUGCCUACCUGGACCCCUUUGGCAGUGGCCUGCAGCAGGCAGCUCUCUUGCCUCAGGAGCUGCCCACCCCGCCCGACGAGGUCUCAGCCAUGAAGAACCUGCUUAAAUACAGCAACCAAGCCCUCGUGGUGGGCCAGAAGGCUCCCUUCGUGGGCCUGGGUAGCCUCAAAGCCAGCUGUGUCCAACAGGAAGCAAAGUUCCCAGCCUCCAAGGGCCCAGGCUCGGUGGAGAGACCGGACUGUGCCCGCAGCCGGGAGCACGACACCCCACAUGGAGAUGGGGAGGUGCGGCAACCCCCUGUGGGCAUUGCAGUGGCCUUGGCCCGGCAGAAAGACACAGUGAGCCGGCCUGAGAUGACCUAUAGCACCAACAAUGGGCGGCAGGGCCGGGCAGCGCCUGCCUUUAAAGCUGGUGGGGGACCACGUACCACACACACGCUGGACCUGGAGAGCGAGGAGGAGAGGAUGCGGCUGUGUGAUGACCGCCUGGGACUGGCCAGCCGUGAGCUGCUACUACAGGACAACAAAGACCUCGUGGAAUUUGCCAGGAUCCAUCCAUCAAGCAACUGCCCUGGAGACCUGGCCCCCCACCUCAUGAUGCAGGGUGGCCAGCUGGGCGGGGACCCAGCCCCUCACCCUCAUCCUGCUCACCCACCCUGGCUGCCCCGCACCCGCAGCCCCUCCUUGUGGAUGGGGGGACAUUCCUAUGGCCUGGGGCACCCUGCCCUGCACCAGAAUCUGCCCCCUGGCUUCCCUGCUUCUGUGCCCGGCUCCAUGCCCUCUGUGUUCCCGCUCCCCCAGGAUGCCCCUGCACAGCUUGUGAUCUUGCCCUCGGAGCCCACGCCUCACACAGCCACCCAUGCACUUGCUGAUGUCAUGGACCAGGCCUCGCUGUGGUCCCCCAUGUACGGGGGCCGGGCACCAACAUCCCACAUGCAGCACCCUGGCCAGCUCCCUGUGUACUCACGCUCCCAGCUGCUGAGGCAGCAAGAGCUGUAUGCCCUGCAGCAGCAGCAGCAGCAGCAGCAGCAGCAGCAACAGCAGCAGCAGCAGCAGCAACAACAGCAGCAGCGGGCUGCCCAGGCCCUGGAGAUGCACCAGGCCACUCAGUUUCAGCGAAAGUCAGAGGACAGCCACCUGGAACUGGAGGAGCCUACCCAGGAAAAGGCCCCGAAGUCCACUCACAAGCCAGUUGCCUUAACCCCCAUGGCCAAGGGCGCCCCCUCGCCUGUCGCUACGGGCACGGUCAAGCUCUCUCCCUGCUGUCUCUCACCUGCCCUGAAGCCUUCAGCCAGCUGUCCCACACCACCACCUCAUCCCAGUGCCCCCUGCACUUUAUCCAUCUGCCCCACCAGCAGCCCCGGGCCCAGCUCUAAGGUGCCCAGAGCUGAAGACGAGAGUGGGAAGUGCCGGCGGGCCGGAGCUGACCUCACUGCAUUGGAACCAGACCUGCCCCCUGGACACCUGCGCCCUGUGGUGGGCAUGGGCUUCUCCCUGCCCUCAGAUGUGCACUCAUCUGACCUCUCGGGCCACAAAACUAUGCAAACCGCUGUCACAGGAGGCCAGCCUGAGCCUGCAAGGACGUUCCUGCCUGGGGAGCCGCCACCUCAUAGCCCCGGGAGCCUGGAGGGGCAUGAGCUGCUCUCAGGGGGCAGGGAGGCCACACCAGACCUUGCUGCCACACCCCACCCUGCCAAGCAGGGACCUCAGGGGAAGGCAGAGGACCCCAGCCCACUUGAGGGGCUACAAGAACUGCAAUUUGGGGCCCUCCUCGAGGGAGGGACCCCUAGGGCCACUGGCCAGGCUCAUUCUACUCAGGGAGGGGCACAAGAGGAAAGGACCAGGGAGGAGGGAACACUGGGGUCACCACUGGGGAUCUCCCCGCAAGCCCCGGAGCAGCAACCAGGGAGCCCAGUUGCCCUGAAUGAGGAUGAGAAAGGUGUCCAGCAGGCCCCAGAGGAGGCCCCACUGCAGGAGAAGCCCCAGCUGGAAGAGGAAAACAUGAGGGACACAGAGGAAGACUGGAGGGCUCCCAGCAGCGACCACCCACUCAGGGCACUGCCAGGCCUGGAUGCCUUGGUGGCCGCCACAAUGAACCUUGGGGACCUGCCUAGCAUCAACAUGCCGGAUCCUCAUCCCUUGGUGGCCCCUGGGCCCCCAAGCGUGGCCCCUCUGCCCCACAGCUCAGGGAUUCACGGGAUUGCUCUGCUCAGUGAACUGGCUGACCUGGAGAUCCAGCGGCAGAGAAGUGAGCUGGUCACUCAAGCAGAAGACGAGGAUGUGCUAGCCUUCAACCUGCAGCACCUAGCCACACUAGCCACAGCCUGGUCCCUCGUAGAGGCUGCCAGCCUAGACAGCAUAGUGGCUUUGGCCCAGCCUCCAGUUGCCAACCCUCAAGGCCACACCAGGCUUACACCCCGCAUGCAGAUCCUACAGCGCAAGGACACCUGGACCCCCAAGGCCAAGCCCGUAUGCCCCCUGAAGGCUGCCAUCGACCGGCUAGACACCCAGGAGGUGGAGAUGCGUAUGCAGCUAGCAGAACUACAGCGGCGCUACAAGGAGAAGCAGCGGGAGCUAGCCCGGCUACAGCGCAGACAUGACCAUGAGAGAGAAGAAAGCUCCCGCAGCAGCCCAGCACGGCGGGGGCCUGGCCGGCCAAGGAAGCGCAAACACUCCAGCUCACUGCCUACCCUGCGGCCUGGGGCCCAGCUCGCCAGGAGCGAUGGCAAGAAAGCCAAGGCAGUGCGGGCCAGUUUGAGUCUGCUAUGCGCGGAGCUUCAAGACAGUGAUGAACCCAUGAAGAAGCGGAACAAACUGGAAAAGACCGUCUACAUGGGCCUGCAGACGGCCUCUGCGAAGGUGCGGUGUAAGAAAAGCAGCAGCCAUGGUGGUGAGCUGGCAUCCUCGGUGGCCGACAGAGUGGCCCAGCUGAAGCCGAAGGUCAAGAGCAAGGGGCUGCCUGCUGGCCUUGGCCCCUUCCCACGGAAGGAGGUCACCCCAGGUGGCCGCAUCCGGAAGAAGCUGUCCCGAACCAAGAACACCAAGGUGUCUAGGGCAGUCCGGCACCCACAGCCUGAUGGCAAUGGUGGCAGGGAGAUGCCCAAGUUCCCGGCCCAGCCAGCAGUAACUGUGGCAGGCAGUGGCUCCGACAGCGAGGACUGCCAGGCUCUCCUGGGGACAGAGGCAGCCCCCAAAGAUUCUGGGCUGGUGCUGCACCCCAGGGCCAGCAUGGCUGUGCUGGGGCCCUCACCCUCCUCCGUGGUCAAGAUGGAAGCCAACCAGAAAGCCAAGAAGAAGAAGGAGCGGCAGGGCUUGCUAGGGGCCUGCCACCUGUCCAGCCCUGAGAGCGAAGUCAAAAUCAAGAGGCGGGCAGUGAAGGCUAAGGUGGGCGCCAAGCUAGAGCGGGCCCCCGGGCGGCGACCCCCAGGUACGCCAGGCAAGAAGAAAACUAAGGGCAAGGCCAAAGGCAACCUGACAGCAGAGGCGGGGGCUGCCUCCAGCAGGGCCCCACUCUUCAGUCCCGGCCGGGCCUUCACCUGCCACGAAGAAGGCAAAAAACUGGCCAGCGAGCGCCUCAAGAGGGCCACACGCAAGAGCACCAUGCUGCAGCCAGUACUUCGGCGGAAGAACGGAGCCCUGUCCAUCACGCUGUCAGCCCGAAAUGCCAAGGCCAUCCUGGGGAAGGGCAGGAAGCUAGGCAAGGUGAAAAGCAAGACCGUCAGCAAGCAGGGCCAAGGCCGGGCUGUGAGCCGGCUGCUGGAGAGCUUUGCCUCAGAGGGCGACUUCACGUUCGACCAUGACAGCAGCUUCUCCGAGGAGGAGGAGGAGGAGGAGGAAGAAGAGGGCGAGGAGGAAGAGACAUCCAGGGGUUUGCUGAGUGCGGAGCAGAGUGCUGCUCUGGCACACUCCUGCACCAUCCACAAAGAGGACCUGCAGGACGGGCUGCCUGUGCUCAUUCCCAAGGAGGACAGCCUGCUGUAUGCGGGCAGCGUCAGGACCCUGCAGCCCCCGGACAUUUACAGCAUUGUCAUUGAGGGCGAGAGAGGCAACCGGCCCCGAAUCUACUCUCUGGAGCAGCUCCUACAGGAGGCGGUUCUCGAUGUCCGGCCACAGUCUAGCCGGUACCUCCCACCUGGCACCCGGGUCUGUGCCUACUGGAGCCAAAAGUCUCGUUGUCUGUACCCUGGUAACGUGGUCCGAGGGGCCUCCAGCGACGAGGAAGAGGACCUGGACUCUGUGCUGGUGGAGUUCGACGACGGGGACACAGGCCACAUAGCCGUCUCUAACAUCAGACUGCUGCCCCCGGACUUCAAGAUCCAGUGUACAGAACCCUCGCCAGCCCUGCUGGUGUCCAGCAGCUGCCGGAAAACCAAGAAGGCAUCCAGUGAGGCCCUGCCACCCAGCGAGCCCCCGACCCCCAGCCUGUCCCCUAAAGCGCAAGAUGGUCCUGAAGCAUUAAAGACUUCUGGGAAGAAACCUGUCAGCAAAGAGAAAGCUGGCAAAGCUGACCUCCUCACCUCAGGUGCCAAAUCCACCUCGGGGGCCUCAGACCAGCUCCUAGGCCGCCGGGGAAGCCCCCUGCUCAGCUGGUCAGCAGUGGCACAGACCAAACGGAAGGCCGUGGCUGCCACGGCCAUGGGCAGCAAAGGGCCAGGGGUGCUGCAGAACCUCUUCCAGCUCAAUGGCAGCGCCAGGAGGCUGCGGGCCCGUGAGGCCCUCUUCCCUGUGCACAGCGUGGCUGCACCCGUGUUUGGCAACGGUUUCCGGGCAGAUUCUUUCAGCAGCCUGGCCAGGUCCUGUGCACCCUUUGUUGGUGGGACCAGCUCGGGCCUGCCUGGGGGUACUCACAAGCUGCUACGGGCCAGGAAGGCUGACCGAGUGGAGGCUGAGAAGGCCGGGCGGCGCAGGGUGGGCAGCGAGUUCCUGGUCAAGCUGGACCACGAAGGAGUGACCUCCCCCAAGAACAAGAGCUGCAAGGGGCUGCUCGUGGGCGACAAAGACUUCAGCCCCAAGCUGGGUCGGCCCCUGCCUAGCCCCAGCUAUGCACACCCAGCCCUUGUGGGCAAGGACAAGAAGGGGCGGGCACCUGUCCACCCGAUGCCCAUGGGGCUGGCACUGCGCAAGUAUACCAACCAGGCUGAGUACCCGCUGCCCUGCGACAGUGACUGCCCUAGCUCCUAUUCAGAUGAGGACGAGGAUGGGCCAGAGCUGGCUGCUGGCAUGCCCUCCCGCUUCCUUACCCGCCUGUCUAUGUCCUCCUCCUCCUCGGGUUCAUCCACCUCCUCCUCCUCGGGCUCCGUGUCCACCUCCAGCCUCUGCUCCUCAGACAACGAGGACUCCUCUGACAGCUCAGAUGAUGAGGACCCAGCCCUGCUGCUGCAGACCUGUCUCACCCACCCCGUGCCUGCCCUCCUGGCCCAGCCAGAGACCCUGCGCUCCAAAGGGGGCAGCCCCCACACCCACACCCAGCGCUGCUUCCUGUCCAGGGCUGCAGUGGCCAGUGCGGGUGCAGGCCCAAGUGCUGGCAAGUCCAAGCUCAAGUGCAAGGAGUCCCUGAGCUUCUCCAAAGCCAAAGAGCUUUCCCGGAGGCAGCGGCUGCCGUCCGUGGAGAACCGGCCAAAGAUCUCAGCUUUCCUGCCUGCCCGGCAGCUGUGGAAGUGGUCGGGGAACCCCACACAGAGGCGGGGCAUGAAGGGCAAGGCCAGGAAGCUGUUCUACAAGGCCAUCGUCCGGGGCAAGGAGACGCUGCGUGUUGGGGACUGCGCAGUCUUCCUAUCAGCUGGGCGGCCCAACCUGCCCUACAUCGGCCGCAUCGAGAGCAUGUGGGAGUCCUGGGGCAGCAACAUGGUGGUGAAGGUCAAGUGGUUCUAUCACCCCGAGGAGACCAAGCUGGGGAAGCGGCAGAGUGACGGGAAGAAUGCACUGUACCAGUCCUGCCACGAGGACGAGAAUGACGUGCAGACCAUCUCCCACAAGUGCCAGGUCGUGGGCCGUGAGCAGUAUGAGCAGAUGACCCGAGGCCGCAAGCACCAGGACCGGCAGGACCUCUACUAUCUGGCGGGCACCUAUGACCCCACCACUGGGCGCCUGGUAACGGCCGAGGGCGUGCCCGUGCUGUGCUGAGCCGCCACCCACCUCCUGCCCUCCCAGGGCCUGCGUGUGGAGGUUAGGCCAAGCCGGGGUAAGUCUGAGAAAACAUGCAACCCCUCCAAGGCGAGAUCAGGCUCUCCACAACUUUUAAAGAGCGCUCCUUGGUGCGGCCCAGUCUGGUCCUGUCCUGUCCUGUCAGCCGUGGAGGCCCAGCUGCUGUUUUCCCACGUCGCAGUUCUCAAGAGAUUAGAACCCAAGCCAUAUUUCCCUAGUACCUCUGACCGUCUCCCACCAGGGAAAGCAGAAAUCAGGUGUGUUGUCUAUUUAUUUCUCUAUGUAAAUAUUGUAUUUCCGUGGGGAAGUUUUAUGGAAAAAAGUGGAAAGAAUUUUCCCCACCCCCAUAACGAGGGUGUGUAUACGUUUUCACGUGCGCGUGUGUGCGCAUGCACGGCGGUUUUGUUCUGGAGUUAUCUUUGGAAAUGCACUGUUCUCCUCAGCCUAGCUGAGUCCCCACGGGGCAUCUGUGAUGACAGAGGCAGCUCAGGCAUUCGGGGGCCAAAGGCCACGGGAUGACAGGAUGGACCCUUGUCCCGGCGGCCUCUAGGGACCCCCUAUAAAGUGAAAGUCUCACUCGAGUUUCCUUCUUUUCCAUCCAUCUAGCGUUGGGCUUGGGGGUAGUGAUAAAAGUCCCCGAGGAGAAGGGGUUCUGGACAACAAGAUGGAAAUCAGUACCACCCUGUCCCCAAACUCUGGGAAGGACUGCAGCCAUGUGUAUCUUACCUCUACUUAAGACAAAAACGAACAAAUAUUUUAUUUAUCAGUAAGAAAAAGUGAUGCUUUGAAUUUAUUUCCUAAGUAUUCCAGUUAUUUCUGAUUUGUUUCCUCAGCUAGUUUGUGCCAGGCAGAGCAGUUGAGCCCCUAACCCCUAUGCCCUGUGUCCCCUUCCCUUGCCAGAGCGCAGCAGGGCUGCCAUGAUGGGGUGGCUGGACCAGGCCCCUCCAGGCUGGGCUGGAGCGCAAUCCCUGUUCCCUCUACACCACUGGACAAUGGCUGUGAGACUUCCCCUCCACUCCCAAUACCUUCCCCCAGUGCCUUGCUGUCCCUGGUGACCUCGCUGGCAGCUCUAGAGGCCCUGGGAAGGGAGAGGAGCCCUCAGACCCUCUUGCCCACCCAUCCCCGGAGUUUGCUGGGCCUUUUUUGCAGCCAUUCGGCAGGGUAAAUGAGCUGGCCUCCAACCAGAGCCCAGAAGAGGCUGGCACCCUCCCGUCCACCACAGACAGAGCACGCCAGACCCACCACCCAGAGACCCUAUACCCCACCCAGGAGCCCCGUGCCCUCCAGGAGCUGCAGGAAAGCCUCCUGGGUACCUCACACCCACCAGAGCCCUCUGGCCCCCCUUCUUUGUUCUUGCCAGUCAAGAAUACGUCUCAUUCCUGGGGCCUUAUUUCCCCCAAGUGCCGCCCAGCCUCCCAUGGGCUGCUGUUGGUGGCUCCACUGGAUACCCAAGGGCAGGGAAGGGGCCAUGCUGUGAUGAGGGCCCCCUAAACCCACCCCAAAUCCACCCCGUAUCCCACUCGAGUGCAAUAUUUCAUUCCUAUCGGUCACCUGGGGAGAGGGCCCUCGGGUGCUCCUCACAGCUUAGGAGCCAGGAAGUCGUCAAAGGGAGGCAGAGGCCUGGACGUUAGGCCUGGGGGCUCGAGCUGGUCAAGCCCAAGCACAGGGACAAGAAGCCUCUUUCCUUGGCCACCUCUUCACCCUCAGCCAGGCUUUCCCCUGGGCAAUGUUCUUUUCUCUUUUCCCUUCCUUGCCACUGCGUGAGGGCGGUGCGACCCCUCCCCUUCUCUGUGGUUAAACGUUGCAGGAGCACGAUCCUUGUAAAUGUGUAAACUAAGAAGAUGGUUGGAUUUUUUUUUUCAAUGUAAACACUAAAAACAAAACACAAAGGUUUUAUGAACAGCAAACUCUAUGUAAAGGCAUUUUAGUAUUAAAUUUUUUAUUGAUAACUUGCUUAAGAAUAAAUAUAUGAACUAUUGUACAGGU
Cavia porcellus (domestic guinea pig) is the source of this 10360-nucleotide messenger RNA. It is a transcript of the gene Bahcc1, whose product is annotated as BAH domain and coiled-coil containing 1. The transcript has 28 exons. Gene Ontology annotation, molecular function: chromatin binding. The record is from RefSeq and is a predicted model, not a curated record. The coding region runs from base 419 to 8353 and encodes 2644 amino acids. NCBI's taxonomy places the organism in Eukaryota, Metazoa, Chordata, Mammalia, Rodentia, Caviidae.